GUGGGCCUAUUGCGGCAGUGCGACGAACGAACACAUGCCGAGGUUGAACUGAUGGCUGCUGUUAAAAUAGAGAUGGCAACAGUUUGCCUGCCCAAUUAUACAGAACGAUUUCAAACUGAAGAAACACUCGACAGUGAGAAUGAGAAUAUUUAUGCUGGCAGCAGCAGCAGCAGCAACAGCAAAGGCACAACCACCCACAACACAUGCCAUGAGCCGUCGCCGGUGACCACCACCACCAAGGCCAGCGUGAGCAGCGCGUUCUUCUUCAGCAGCAGCACCAACUACCAGAGCUGGAUGCAAAAGCUGAUCUUCUUCAGCUUCACCUCCACGCUGCACCUGCUCUUCAUCCCCUACAUUUUGAGCAUCAGCAAGUUCUGCAGUGCCGCCGCCGUGAAUGCCAGUCCCAGCGAGAUAAUGCAAAAUCUAAGUGGUUCGGCGCUCCUGGAGAAGAUUAAGGCUAGCACUUUGGGGCCACCACUGGAUCGACUUAAGCACUGGGCCCCAGCGGCAGCCAACAGUCUGAGUCCCGGCAUUGGAAUGACCAAUUUUGGCAGCUCUUUCAAUUCGGUGUUCAAUGGCAAUGCAUUCAAGUAUCUGAAUGUUUCCGGAAAGAUUGGCACCCCAUUGGAUAUAUCUCAAAGCAUACCCAACUAUUGCGAGGAGAAGCAAUUCCAAUGCGCCAGUGGAGACUGUAUACCCAUCAGAUUUGUAUGCGAUGGCAGCUCUGACUGUCCGGACCACAGCGAUGAGCGACUUGAGCAGUGCAAGUUCAUAGAAUCGACUUGCAGCGCAGACCAAUUCCGCUGUGGCAAUGGCAAUUGCAUUCCACAGAAAUGGGUCUGCGAUAAUGAGGCUGACUGUACCGAUGGUUCCGACGAGGUCACCACACUUUGCACGAGAAAAACCUGCUCACCGGAGCAGUUCCAGUGCAAGUCCGGCGAGGGUGUGUGCAUACCACUCUCCUGGAUGUGCGAUCAGAACAAGGAUUGCGACGAUGGCAGCGAUGAGGCCCAGUGCAAUGCCACAUGCCGCUCGGAUGAGUUCACCUGCACCAGUGGCGACUGCAUCCAGAGCCGCUGGAGAUGCGACGGCGAUCACGACUGUAUGGACGGUUCCGAUGAGCUGAACUGUCCCCCCAGGGGAAAGUGCCCCCAGGGGGCAUUCACCUGCGACAGCGGUGAUUGCAUCAACAACCGAUGGGUCUGCGACGGCGACUAUGACUGCACGGAUCACAGCGAUGAGAAGCAAAACUGCAGCACAGUUCCAAGACUCUCGAUGAGUUUCUGCGAGCCAUACGAGUUCUCGUGCAAUGAUCGCAUCACCUGCCUGCACAGUACUUGGGUGUGUGACGGGGAUAUUGACUGUCCCGGCGGCGAUGACGAGGAUCCAGCCAAAUGCCGGAAUGUGACCUGCAGGCCGGAUCAGUUCCAGUGCGGGGAUCACAGCUGCAUCGCCGGACACCUCACCUGCAAUGGGGAGAAAGACUGCGCGGAUGGCAGUGACGAGAGGGACUGCAGCCUGGCCACACCCCCCAGGCAGUGCAACGCCACCACCGAAUUCAACUGCGGUGGGGGUCAGUGCAUCGCUCUGGACAAGGUCUGUGACAGGCGGAAGGACUGUCCCGACGGCGAGGACGAGCCGGCCGGCAAGUGCGGCGUGAAUGAGUGUGCCUCCAAGAACGGUGGCUGCAUGCACCGCUGUGUGGACCUGGUGGUGGGAUACGAGUGCGAGUGCCGAAAGGGAUACAAAUUAUCGGGGGAUAAGCGCACCUGUGUGGACAUCGACGAGUGCGAGAACCCGGGCGUCUGCUCCCAGAUGUGCAUCAACGAGAUCGGAGGGUUCAAGUGCGAAUGCGAGGCGGGAUACAUGCGGGACCCGCGCAACCACACGCGUUGCAAGGCUGGCGAGGGCCAUGCCUCACUGCUGCUGGCGAGACGUCACGAUAUCCGAAAGAUUGCACUCGACCACAUGGAGAUGACGUCGAUCGUGAACAGCACCAAGUCGGCCACGGCCCUGGACUUUGUGUUCCGCACGGGGAUGAUCUUCUGGAGCGACGUGACGACGCAGAGCAUCUACAAGGCGCCCAUCGACGAGGGUAACGAGAAGACAACGGUGCUGAAGCAGUCGUCGGUCACCUCCGACGGACUGGCAGUGGACUGGAUCUACAACCACGUCUACUACACGGACACGCACAAGUGCACCAUCGAGCUGACCAACUUCGACGGCAACAUGGGCAAGGUGCUCAUCGAGGAUGCGCUGGACAUACCGCGCUCCAUCGCCCUCGACCCCAUCGAGGGCUGGAUGUACUGGUCCGACUGGGGCGCCUCCCCGCGCAUCGAGCGUGCCGGCAUGGAUGGCUCCCACCGCACGACCAUCAUCAGCUACGACGUGAAGUGGCCCAACGGCAUUACCCUGGACCUGGUGCGCAAGCGCAUCUACUGGGUGGACGGCAAGCUGAACGUCAUCUCGUCGGCCAACUACGACGGCUCCCAGCGGCGCCAGAUCCUCUACUCCACGGAGUACCUGCGGCAUCCGUUCUCCAUCACCACCUUCGAGGACUACAUCUACUGGACCGACUGGGACAAGCAGACCGUCUUCAAGGCCAACAAGUUCACGGGCGAGAACGUGGAGCCCAUCACAGCGGUUCACAUGCUCCAGAACCCCAUGGUGAUCCAUGUGUACCAUCCGUAUCGACAGCCCGAUGGCAUCAAUCACUGCCAGUCCGUGAAUGGCCACUGCUCCCACCUGUGUCUGCCCGCCCCAAGAAUCAACGAGCGCAGUCCGCGCAUCUCCUGCGCCUGUCCCACGGGCCUCAGGCUGAUGUCGGAUGGUCUUAUGUGUGUCGAAGAGCUGCGUAUCAAAGUUGUGCGUCCCACAGUGCGCAGCAGGACGAAAAAUGCUACCUUAGCAUUCACAACGAAACCACCUCAAGAUGCGCACACUAAAGUGCCUGUUGAAAAGAAAACCAACGACAGCAGUUCCACACACACAAUCCACAAGAUCGAUGCGCCAGCAGAGGAGGAUCAUGGCCGAAUAGCCUGGAUUGUGAUAGACAGUCUAUUGGGCACCACUGUGGUGGCUUGUCUAAUCCUUUUCACGUACAGACGUUGCACGCGUGCCGUCAACUCCAUGAACUUUGAGAAUCCCGUGUACCACAAGACCCCCGAGGAUCACUUCAGUCUGGAGAAGAAUGUGACGCCGCACAUGUAUGCCACGGCCAUGGACGAGGAGGCGCUACGUUUUGACAUCGACUAACGGCGUCGACACACACACACACACGAACAACCAUGCAUGUCAACACAUACUCUCUCUCUAGAACACGCACACACACACGCACACAAAAGCCCACAAGAACUCACAGAAGGAGAGACGAGCGCCACGAAGCCAUUCGGAGCCAGAAACUCCUCCACUUUCCCUUCAAGUCCAUGAAAUCAAUUGUAAAAAGUUAAGACAUUUUGUUGAAGUUUGAUCAAGAAAAAAACAUUUUGUGAAAUUAAAAAAAAAAGAAAGAAAAAACCUAAAAUGUUAAAAGAAAAACUGUUUAUAGGCCUAACAAUUAUUGUGACUAGUUAUAGCAUAUUCUUUGUUUUCGGAACAAAACAUAAAUCAAUAAAAAGACAACUUUAUGGAUACUAUCUGGAACAAAUCGAUUAAAGUAACAUUUUUAGCACCAAAUUUUAAAUAAAUUUUAGCUAAAUAUUUGAACAAGACAUGUCUGUAAAUACAUUAAAAAGUAAACAAAUUUAGAGAAAAUUUCCAAAAAAAAAAAGAAUAAAACAAUCUUUGGGGAAUUUAGUAAACUACUUAUUACCUAUAUCCGAUUAUAAUCAUUCAUUUUACUUCGUUUCCUUAUGCGUUCUUGGGUAUUUCAAAACAAUUUGCUGUGAUCAGUUUAAAAGCAUUAAACCUACAUUAAAUCACCUUAUUUUGUAGUACCUUUAAUAUUCUAUUCUCAUUUAUUUAGUGUGUAGACAUGUUUUCAAAUAUUUUUAU
This is a messenger RNA of Drosophila obscura, 3993 nucleotides long. Its product is annotated as low-density lipoprotein receptor. The coding region runs from base 52 to 3255 and encodes 1067 amino acids. Gene Ontology annotation, molecular function: calcium ion binding; protein binding. Lineage: Eukaryota; Metazoa; Arthropoda; Insecta; Diptera; Drosophilidae. The transcript is spliced from 12 exons. The record is from RefSeq and is a predicted model, not a curated record.